Cylicostephanus goldi is the source of this 458-nucleotide messenger RNA. The record is from the annotation of a GenBank genome assembly. NCBI's taxonomy places the organism in Eukaryota, Metazoa, Nematoda, Chromadorea, Rhabditida, Strongylidae.
AUGUCUCACUUUUCAUUAUCUCAGGUCCGCAGUGAAAUCAUGAGUGCUCUGCGAAGAGAUACAACUCUGGAGACAGCUCUGAACCCUUACGCUUAUCGGCGCACGAAGAGGCAAUCACUUCGAGAAGCGAGGGUGACUGAAAAGCUUGAGAAACAGCAAAAGAUGGAGCAAGAAAGGAAACGCCGCCAAAAGCACACUGAUCUCAUGCAAGCAAUCAUUCAACAUGGACGAGAAUUUAAAGAAUAUCACAGAAAUAACCUUCUCAAGACACAGAAAGUGAAGAAGGCGGUCAUUACCUAUCACCAGAAUAACGAGAGAGAAAGGAAGAAGGAUGAAAUCAAAAAUGAACGGCUUCGUAUGCAGAAACUCAUGCAGGAGGAUGAAGAGGGUUAUCGUGCAUUGCUGGAUGAGAAGAAGGUAUGCUAUCAAUUUUUUUCCGCAAAUGUGCGAACAUGAAU